AAAGUAAAAGUUGUCUUCCAUGGAGAGAUAAGGAGACGGGGAACGUGGGAGGAAUCGAUUCCUUCACACCCACCCCCCACAUCUGUCACUGAUUAAUUAUUUCCCCGUUCUACCCCUCUUGCUCUCCCAUACCCAUGGCUCCUUCACCAUAUUUGCUUUCCUUCUUCUUCUUCUUCUUCACCGCGGUUUCUUUCUUCUCUCCACUUCUACAUGCGGCAAAGUUGCCAUUUUGCCCCCGGGACGUUCUCCCUCUGCUGCCCAGGCAAGUCUCGUGGCCUAUCCUCAACUCGCUCCAUAGCCCAGUGGACCUUCUGCCCUCUUUCGUGGGCGCUGCUUCGUCCCCAAACGACACUCUGGAGUGGAAGGGCGCGUGCUUCUACGAGAACAGGGCUUGGAUCGAGUUCCACAACAAGAGCGGCUCUGAAUUUGGCGGUGGAAUCCUUCACAUCAAGGUAAGCAAUGCUCAUAGUUGGACAUGCAUGGAUCUUUAUGUCUUUGCAACUCCAUACCGUGUGACGUGGGAUUACUAUUUUUUAUCUCGGGAGCAUACAUAUGAGUUUAAAGAGUGGCAAGGAAAAGCUGAGUUCGAAUAUGUGAAAAACAGGGGAGUCUCUAUCUUCCUCAUGCAAGCAGGGAUGCUGGGAACUCUUCAAGCAUUAUGGGAUGUCUUCCCCUUAUUUACAAAUACUGGAUGGGGUGAGAACUCUAACAUUGGAUUUCUCAAGAAACACAUGGGGGCAUCUUUUGAGCAACGUCCUCAACCCUGGGUGACAAACAUCAGUGUUGAUGAUAUUAACUCUGGCGAUUUCCUUGCGAUAUCCAAAAUUCGUGGCCGAUGGGGUGGUUUUGAGACUCUGGAGAAGUGGGUCAGUGGAGCAUAUGCUGGUCAUUCUGCUGUUUGCUUAAAGGAUUCUGAAGGAAAGUUAUGGGUUGGUGAAUCAGGCCAUGAAAAUGAAAAGGGAGAAGAUGUAAUUGCCAUGUUACCAUGGGAUGAGUGGUGGGAUUUUGAGCUGAAUAAAGAUGAUUCCAAUCCCCAUAUUGCUUUGCUUCCGCUGCAUCCUGAUAUAAGAGCAAAGUUCAACGAGACUGCUGCAUGGGAGUAUGCUCAGAGCAUGGAUGGCAAACCAUAUGGUUAUCAUAAUAUGAUAUUUAGUUGGAUAGACACUAUAGACAGGAACUAUCCACCUCCGUUGGAUGCUCACCUGGUUGCUUCUGUAAUGACAGUUUGGAAUCAAAUACAGCCUGAAUAUGCUGCUAACAUGUGGAAUGAAGCCUUGAACAAACGACUUGGAACUCAGGGUCUUAGUCUUCCUGAUAUUCUUGUAGAAGUUGAAAAGCGUGGGUCGUCUUUUGAUGAAUUGCUGACUAUACCCGAACAAGACGACUGGCUUUACGCUGAUGGGAAGUCAACAUCAUGUGUUGCUUUCAUUCUUGAAAUGUAUAAGGAGGCAGGGUUGUUCGAUCCAAUUGCCAGCUAUAUUCAAGUCACCGAGUUCACAAUAAAGGAUGCUUAUAACCUCAAGUUUUUUGAGAGUAAUUCAAGCCGGCUGCCAAAAUGGUGCAAUGAUGGGGACAAUGUGAAGCUCCCUUUUUGUCAGAUUCGAGGGAAGUAUCGAAUGGAAUUACCUGGAUACAAUUCCAUGGAAGCAUACCCGCAUAUGAACGAAAGAUGUCCAUCUCUGCCUCCUAAAUACUCAAGGCCACAGAAUUGUUAAGUCAUUUUUUCUUUUACUCUGGAAAUUUUAUACACGACGAUGAUAGCAUGCCAGGCUCCUUCACUGGUAGGUCUACUGUAUAGUAUUGUUUGAUACAAUGGUAUAAACUGAUCCAAAUGUGAAGGAUGUUUUUUUUUUUCCUUUUUAAUCUCAGUUGUAAAUAUGGUGAUCAGACGGUACAAAAAGAAAACCGUGUCCAACUUUUUCCCCUUUUAAUCAGCAAUAUCAACUAUUGAAUUGUUGUACAA
Molecule: messenger RNA, 1963 nt
Organism: Juglans microcarpa x Juglans regia
Lineage: Eukaryota; Viridiplantae; Streptophyta; Magnoliopsida; Fagales; Juglandaceae
Exons: 7
Coding region: 135-1715 (526 amino acids)
Source: RefSeq, a predicted model, not a curated record